CCCGAUUGCUGAAAAGGAUGAAAGACAGAGUGCUUUACUAAGUCAAUCGCCUGUAAGACACAUUGAAUGUAAAUGAAAGUGAAGAAGUGGAUAGUAGUAAUCCUGAAACCACUUGAUACAUGUCUGUGUAUGCAGAAAACUUUAUGUCACACCAAAAAUUACUAUAUAAACUGGGAAGUGAGAGGACAGUAAAUCACAACUAACGACUACCUAAACUGACUUCACUGUGUUCAGUCACCAGUACGAAGAUACGUGUAAAUCCGGAAGAUGAGUGAUUUUGUCGUGUUUAUUGAGAACUCCGAAAAUGAUGGACAACCUAAAGUCGACCAGUUAUACCGGAAGAGCUCAGAAGUGCUAAAGAAGGAAGCGGAGGUGAGUGAGAAGUACAAGAAGACGGAGAAAUUGAAUUACAAAAGCGAUGCUCCAAACCGCCCAUCGGAUGGCUGUCUGCAAGAAUUUCGUCCACUCACGCGUGAAGAUCUAGUCCAGCUAGACAAGAAUGAACCGAUAUGGUGGCGCAUUCGAAUUGGGCUGUUGAUUGGUUUCAGUGUUAUCUGUCUCGGCCUGUUAGCUGGAUCCAUUGCAUACAUGUCUCUAGGACCUAAAUGUGCUUAUAAGCCGAAGUUACCAUUCUGGAGGUCGACUGUUGGCUAUUGGCUGGAUGUUUUCGCCUUCAAAGAUUCCUCUGGUGACCUUGUCGGUGAUCUAACUGGUCUCAUGUCAGAGGUGGACUAUAUCAAAAACGUAAUUGGUGCUGGUUAUGUGAUACUCGACUCCAUUACAAAAGGCUUCUAUACAAACUCAUAUAACGUAAUUGGGCUAGUGGAAGAUUACGAAGAGUUAGAUGAAGCAGUUGGCACGAUGGAAGAUUUCCGACUUCUAAUUAAACGUUUCCAUAAGGAGGAUUUGAAGGUCAUUCUGACCUUAGAUUUCAAUUCAGUAUCCAGCAAUCAUAAGUGGGUUGUCGAAGGUAAGGUGAAGUUGGCGAAGUUUCCAGAGAAUGUGGGUGUCAGGUAUACUCGAUACGGAAAACCAUUAGAUGUUAUGGUUGACGGUCAGAAGUACUAUUCAGUAUUUGGAUCACCAAGUGUAGACCUAGAUUUGAUGGAUUCAGAUACUCAGAGAGCAAUACUGGAUGUGAUCGGUUACUGGAUGAAGGAGGGAGUCGAUGGAAUUCUCCUUGACAACUGUGCAUUUCUCGUUGAAGACAGUGAUGCGGAGAUGGGAGCACGAGGCACGACACAGGAACCGUGGUUGACAGGUUAUCCAAUUCAUCAGCUGUAUAGAAAUGAAAGUGUGACGUUUGUUGGACGCGUACGACAGGAAAUUGAUGAAUGGAGUAAGAAGACCGGCAAAGAAAAAUUACUGGCUGUGUUUUCUGGUGAUACUGGCUAUUUUUCGAUCACUGAGCGUGAUCCGAUGUUGAUGUUCAGAGAUGUGGCUGAUGUAAUAAUCAGUGAACUAUUUAUUACGAAGCAACAUGAGGGAGCGUAUAACUCACGGUAUGCUCGGAACAUUCGUCAAUAUGCAAGUUAUGCAGAUGAUGAAAAGGAGAAAUUGGGUUUGUGUAUAUCAACUCCAUCUGAUUUGUUAUCCAAAGAUGUGAUUGCGUUGGCAGCAACAAUUUUAUUGCCAGGUUCCUCAAUAAUCUAUUAUGGAACAGAAUUGGGCUUGAGUGCAUUGAACGUUGAGUACAGAAAUGAUAAUUUUUAUCCGAAAAACGCCCUUCUCGGUGUCAGUAAAACUCCACUAGCACAUUUACCUAUGCCAUGGAGUCUGGACGGACGGAGAUUUUCGAAUGCUAUCAAUGACUCCAGCUUUAUUACUCACCUGCAAAAGUAUGAUUAUUUGGACACAGUUGAAACUUCCCUAGCUGAAGGACGUGGUGAAUCAGUUCUCAGUCUCGUUCGGAGUCUUGUAGCUCUCCGUGAAAAUCCCAGUCUGAAGUGGGGAGUAAUGGAGUUGAUUGACCCUCCAAUUUAUCAAUCGGGUAAUGUCUAUUGGUUGUUUGCACGCAGAGCUGAAGGCUAUCCAACGUUCAUUGUUGCCUUGAUCAAAUCCUAUUUCCUUGGACACGCGGUUUUAGACUUCACCUCCAUUUGUUCGUCGGUUACACCGAGAGCUGUUUAUCCAUCAAUUUCAAGUUUACCAGUCAAUGUUCCAUUGUCAACUUCAAAGAUAUUUAUUGAAAACGGUAUUGCACAUAAUCGAGUUCUAGUAUUUCAAUGUAAAUGAUGAACUAGCACAAAGUACAAUGAUUAACCGACAAUUCAUUCUAAACAAUGUGAAUUAAUCCUUGUCUGUUAUGUGCUGUGCUUUGCUUUCUUCGAUUUAUAAAUAAGUAGUAUUUCUUGCAUUGUACAACUAGUUAGAUUUCCAUAAUAUUCCAUUAUUAAUAAAUGUAUUUAUUCAUCUUCAUUGUCGACAAUCGUUUACUUGCAAUUUCCUGUGCUUCAGUAGAUCGACAGUUAUCCUAUAUUUCA
This is a messenger RNA of Heterobilharzia americana, 2483 nucleotides long. The record is from the annotation of a GenBank genome assembly. NCBI's taxonomy places the organism in Eukaryota, Metazoa, Platyhelminthes, Trematoda, Strigeidida, Schistosomatidae.